Alosa alosa (allis shad) is the source of this 3750-nucleotide messenger RNA. RefSeq names its product protein kinase C beta type. Gene Ontology annotation, biological process: protein phosphorylation. Gene Ontology annotation, molecular function: zinc ion binding; diacylglycerol-dependent serine/threonine kinase activity; ATP binding. The coding region runs from base 167 to 2176 and encodes 669 amino acids. The transcript has 17 exons. The record is from RefSeq and is a predicted model, not a curated record. Lineage: Eukaryota; Metazoa; Chordata; Actinopteri; Clupeiformes; Clupeidae.
UCCGGUGACGGACGCACUUGCGCGCUGACGGAAGGCACAAUUCGUGGCACUGUGCUGAAGUGAAGAGAGAGCUGUGCUGUUCUAACGUCCCGUCCGUUAGUGUCCAGUCUGGCAGACUUUUUUUUUCAUUUUACAAACUACAAGUUUUAAUACUUCCGUGUUCAAAAUGGCUGACCAAGCGCAGACAAACAGCGAUGGAGAGGAGAGGAGCGUACCCAGAGGGUUUGCUCGACAAGGUGCGCUGAGACAGAAGAAUGUUCACGAAGUGAAGGACCAUAAGUUUAUUGCCCGUUUCUUCAAGCAGCCAACCUUCUGCAGCCACUGCACGGACUUCAUCUGGGGAUUCGGGAAACAGGGAUUCCAGUGUCAAGUGUGUUGCUUCGUGGUGCACAAACGCUGCCAUGAGUUCGUCACCUUCUCCUGCCCUGGCGCAGACAAGGGCCCUGCGUCAGAUGACCCACGCAGCAAGCACAAGUUCAAGGUGCACACAUACUCCAGUCCGACCUUCUGUGACCACUGUGGCUCCCUCCUGUAUGGCCUCCUCCAUCAGGGCAUGAGAUGUGAACACUGCUUCAUGAACAUCCAUAAGCGCUGUGUGCAGAAUGUUCCAAGCCUGUGUGGGACAGACCAUACCGAGCGGAGGGGCCGCAUUCAAAUCAAGGCAGAGAUCAAGAACAACGUGCUCACCGUCAGCAUCCUGGAGGCGAAGAACUUGGUGCCCAUGGACCCCAACGGACUGUCGGACCCCUACGUCAAGCUCAAACUCAUCCCUGACCCCAAGAGUGACACCAAACAGAAGACCAAGACCAUCAAGUGCUGCCUCAACCCCACGUUUAACGAGACCUUCACCUUCAAUCUGAAGGAGUCGGACAAGGACCGCCGUCUGUCUGUGGAGGUAUGGGACUGGGACCUGACCAGCCGCAACGACUUCAUGGGCUCUCUCUCCUUCGGCAUCUCUGAGCUGCAGAAACAAGGGGUGGAUGGCUGGUUUAAGAUGCUCAGUCAGGAGGAAGGCGAGUACUUUAACGUGCCAGUCCCACCAGAGGGCGAAGAGGGCAAUGAGGAACUCCGGGCGAAGUUUGAGAGGGCCAAAGUGGGACCAGGAACCAAGAAAGAAACCAACCCUAAUGCCAUCUCCAAAUUUGACAGCAAUGGCAACCGCGACCGCAUGAAGCUCUCCGAUUUCAACUUCCUCAUGGUGCUCGGCAAAGGCAGCUUUGGGAAGGUGAUGCUGGCAGAGCGUAAGGGCACAGAGGAGCUGUACGCCAUUAAGAUCCUGAAGAAAGACGUGGUGAUCCAGGACGAUGAUGUGGAGUGCACCAUGGUGGAGAAGAGGGUACUGGCUCUGGCAGGGAAGCCCCCCUUCCUCACCGCACUCCACUCCUGCUUCCAGACUAUGGACCGCCUCUACUUCGUCAUGGAGUACAUCAACGGAGGAGAUCUGAUGUAUCAAAUCCAGCAGGUCGGCAAGUUCAAGGAGCCCCACGCUGUCUUCUAUGCCGCUGAGAUUGCCAUCGGCCUCUUCUUCCUGCACUUGAAGGGCAUCAUUUACAGGGAUCUAAAGCUUGACAAUGUGAUGCUGGACUGUGAAGGCCACAUCAAGAUCGCCGACUUUGGGAUGUGCAAAGAGAACAUGUUGGAUGGUGUGACCACCAAGACCUUCUGCGGGACUCCAGACUAUAUCGCCCCAGAGAUCAUCGCCUACCAGCCUUACGGGAAGUCGGUGGACUGGUGGGCGUUUGGCGUGCUGCUGUACGAGAUGCUGGCUGGGCAGCCUCCGUUCGACGGCGAGGACGAGGAUGAGCUCUUCCAGUCCAUUAUGGAGCAACACGUGUCCUACCCCAAGUCCAUGUCCAAGGAAGCGGUGGCCAUCUGCAAAGGGCUGAUGACCAAACACCCCGGCAAGCGUCUGGGCUGCGGUCCUGAGGGAGAGAGGGACAUCCGUGAACACGCCUUCUUCCGCUACAUGGACUGGGAGAAGCUGGAGAACAAGGAGGUCCAGCCGCCAUUCAAACCCAAAUCUAAAAAUAGCCGGGACACCUGCAACUUUGACCGCGAGUUCACCAAGAUGCCCACGGAGCUGACGCCUACCGACAAGCUCUUCAUCAUGAACCUGGACCAGGACGAGUUCCUGGGCUUCUCCUACACCAACCCCGAGUACGAGGUCCAGGCCUAGAGGGACUCGCUCGCCGGACUCGCCCGAGACCUCAAGAAGCCUGACUGACUGACUGACUGUCCGUCUCUAUGUAUUUGUCUGCCUGUCACAACAAUCGGUCUGUCUGUUGAAGCUCGGGGGAGAGAGAGAGAGAGAGGGCGGGGGGGCAGUUGCCAACGGAAAAGUACCAGGAACACUGGUGGGACUCAGGGAUGGACCCAGUCAGAAUAUUGGGGGAGUUGGGGCUAUGAGUGAAGUCGUCUGACAGUAGACAGUAGCAGACAUUGUUAUUGGCGAGGCCUAGGUCUGUCUGGUUGCAGUAAAACCCUCCUCUUCUCUCUCCUCUCUGGUCAAGUAUGCUGGAGAUUGUCUCUGUUACCUAGUCCUGCUAAAUUGGAUGUGUCGUUGGUGUUAAUCCCGACAGGAAUUGCUGGCUCUGCGGCAAAUGAGGAACAAGCGUGACUAACCCCAAGUGAGCAAUUUGAAAAACAAAAAACAAUGCUGUCCUCAAUUAUUUAUUUGCAGUUCAUUAUUUUCCCCUCUGCUUGCUCUCCAUCUAAGCAGCCUGUGUAUUGAGCUAAUGCUUAAUUUACUGGAUCCAGCCUAUUAAACCAAAAUAUUAUUAUACAUGUCGUGUGACUUUGCAGGACACAGACACACAUCUCCAUACACACACACACUGCUUUUUAAAUCAGUAUUUCAGAAAAUGAAAUUAGAUGAAGACUGAGAAUCUUACCUAUAAUUUUAAGAGUAUUCUGUUGUUGUUGUAGCGUGAUCUGUAAGAUUAAAAUAGAUCAUAGUUCCUUAUAUUACUUUAGAUUUUGUAGUGAGAGGCACAUGUAGUGCAAGACUUCUUAAAGGGUUUGAAGCCCUGUCUGCCAUCUUAUACUGACUCUGUCUAAGCUCACAAAACAUGAUUUCAUGUCGCAUUGCCUAUAAAUCCAGGUCUUGGUUUUAAACAAAUAAGUCAAAAUAAUGUAUAUAUGUAUUGUACCUAUGCAAGAGGGAAAAUACAGUCUCUUCAAAUUACACACAUGAGCAAGAUUUCAAUAAUGGUGUGCUUUAUUUUUACUUUAUUUAAGUGAGUCAUAUGGAUGACUUUGCCAUUUUCUCAUCCCUUACAUUAAUACCUUAUAUAUGGACAGGAAACUAACUGCUGCGACAUUCCAGAAUGUUCUGUUUCACUCGACCAUACAUUGUUGUGCCAUAUGAGAACACGGUUCUCUGUGCUAAGAUGAGUCAUGGAUUUUUUUGUUUGUGUGUAUAUAUUUAAAUAUAAAUGUAAGCCACAUUCUAUGUUUGAGCUUCUUUCCUUUUCUUUUUUUAGUUGACAUGCAUUUUGUUUUUGAUGAGUACUGUUUUGUGGCAACUCUAUGCAUGGCUGUUUGAGUAUUUAGGCUGAUUUAUUCAUAUUUCCUGUGUUUUGUAAAUGUUAUUUGACAGUUAUUAUUUUUGCAUUUUUCUCAUGUAAAUAUGGUGAGAUACACAUGUAUAUUUGUUUAAACAUAUUCGAGAUAUGUAUGUGAGAUAUAUUGUGAAAAAUGCAAUGACUAUGGACCAGAGAUUAGAUGCAAAUAAAUCAAUGCCCCCAUAAA